Messenger RNA from Lottia gigantea (owl limpet), 834 nucleotides. RefSeq lists its product as hypothetical. The transcript has 7 exons. The coding region runs from base 1 to 834 and encodes 277 amino acids. Gene Ontology annotation, biological process: DNA repair; DNA alkylation repair. The record is from RefSeq and is a predicted model, not a curated record. Gene Ontology annotation, molecular function: dioxygenase activity. NCBI's taxonomy places the organism in Eukaryota, Metazoa, Mollusca, Gastropoda, Lottiidae. Gene Ontology annotation, cellular component: nucleus.
AUGAACACAAAACAAAAAAGAUCCAGAGUCCAAGGUGGCUGGGCAGCUCCUAAGAAACAAACAGCAAGAUCUGAUAAGGAUAGAGUUAAGCCCCCUAAUGUUCCAGUCUGGACCAGUAAAAAUAUUGAUCAAGUUUCUGCGACUCCACAAUUUCUGUAUCAACAGCCUGAUGAGGAGAUAGAAUACCAACCGGCUCCUCGACAAAAUUGCAAAGGGGGUGUUUAUGAUAUCAGUGAUGGACCAUCAGGUAUUUCCAGGUUACGAUUCUUCCCUAAUUUCAUCAACCAAUCAGAUGCCAAUAAAUAUUACGACAUGCUGUAUCAAGGGUUACCAUGGAAACAAAACAGUUAUGUUAAAAAUGGUGUCACCCAUCUAAAUGACAGGUUAACAGCGUGGGUGGGUGAUCUCCCUUACUCAUAUUCGGGUAUAGUUCAUCCUGCAGACCCUAGUUGGAUACCACCAUUACCUACAUUAAAGGAUAAAAUAGAAGAUUUAACUGGGUAUAAGUUUAAUUCGUUGCUAGGCAACCUGUAUCGUGACGACAAAGAUGGAGUAGAAUGGCAUUGUGAUGACGAACCUGAACUCGGACCUCAGCCAAUCAUAGCCUCUGUUUCAUUAGGUGACGUCAGAAAUUUUGAACUUCGUCAGAAACCUGUACCAAAUACUGGAGAUUAUACAUUUAGUCAAAUAGUGCGAAUGCCUUUAACUCAUGGUUCAUUGCUUAUUAUGGAGGGUGGGACACAAGAUGAUUGGCAGCAUCGAAUACCCAAAGAAUAUCACGACAGAGGACCACGAAUUAACUUGACAUUUAGAGUUAUCUACCCUAAACCUUAA